Triticum dicoccoides is the source of this 1695-nucleotide messenger RNA. Its product is annotated as probable N-acetyltransferase HLS1. The record is from RefSeq and is a predicted model, not a curated record. Lineage: Eukaryota; Viridiplantae; Streptophyta; Magnoliopsida; Poales; Poaceae. The transcript has 3 exons. Gene Ontology annotation, molecular function: acyltransferase activity, transferring groups other than amino-acyl groups. The coding region runs from base 117 to 1304 and encodes 395 amino acids.
GCUUUCUCCUCUCCUCCUCCCCUCCCCGGCCUAUCGUCGACAUGACCACAGAUCGAGUGAAGCUGGCUGUGGACGAGUGAGUCGUAGGGAUACGGAUACAGUCGAGCUUGAGUGCCAUGGAAGAUGCAGAGGGGAAGCCAAGGGUAAUCAUCCGGGAGUACAGCCCGUCGACGGACCGCGCCGGCACGGAGGCCGUCGAUCGCGAGUGCGAGGUCGGCCAACCCGGCGGCAUGUCGCUCCACGCCGACCUGCUCGGCGACCCCGUCGCCCGCAUUCGCCACUCGCCGGCCUACCUCAUGCUCGUAGCUGAGACGUCUGCCCAGCCCGGCCGGAUCGUCGGCCUCAUCCGCGGCACCGUCAAGUCCGUGGCCACGGGAAAGAGCUGCCCCGGCAAGCCCGCCUUCGCCAGCGUCGGCUACAUUCUCGGCCUCCGCGUCUCACCUUCCCACAGGAGGAUGGGCGUAGCGCUGCGGCUGGUAGGGCAUCUGGAGCGGUGGUUCUCGCUGAUGGGCGCCGAGUAUGCGUACAUGGCCACGGAUAAGUCCAACGAGGCGUCUGUGCAGCUCUUCACCGGGCGGUGCGGUUACUACAAGUUUCGCACGCCGUCGCUCCUCGUGCACCCCGUGCACGCGCACCGCCUCCGGGCCCCGCGCCGCGCGGCCGUUUUGUCCCUCGACGCGCGCGACGCCGAGCAGCUGUACCGCCGACGGUUCAGCCACGUCGAGCUCUUCCCGGCCGACAUCGGCGCCGUCCUCGGCAACAGGCUCUCGCUCGGCACGUUCCUGGCCGUCGUGGACGAAGGUUUUAAGUGGCGCGGGGUGGAGCACUUCCUGGCCUCGCCGCCGGCGUCGUGGGCCGUGGCGAGCCUAUGGGACUGCGGCGGCGUGUUCCGCCUGGAGAUGCGCGGGUCCUCGCGCCUCCGCCGCGCCGCCGCCGCCGCGAGCAGGGCGCUGGACCGCGCGGCCAAGUGGAUGCGCGUGCCGUCCGUUCCCAACUUCUUCCGUCCGUUCGCGGGCUGGUUCGCGUACGGCCUCGGCGGCGAAGGCGACGACGCAGCGCUGGCCGCGAAGGCGCUGUACGUGUCGUUCGUGAACAGGGCGCGCGGCAGGGCGGCGGCCGUGGCAGUGGAGGUGGCCGCGCUGGACCCGCUCCGGCGGCGGCUGCCGCACUGGCGCAGCCUGUCGUGCGCAGAGGACCUGUGGUGCAUGAAGCGGCUAGGAGGAGGCGAGUCCGACGCGGACGGCUGGGAUUGGGCCAAGUCGGCGCCCGGGCAGUCCAUCUUCGUGGACCCCAGAGAGGUUUGAUUGACUCGGCAGCGACCGUAACUAGACCAGCCAGAGCUAGAGCUAAGCUAGGGGUUUAGAUAGGAAGGUUUUGGAUUUAGCAGUCGAGGUUUUGAAGGAGCCUAGUUUGUUUUCCUUUUUCUGGCAGAGAAGAAAAGAAAAGAAAAGAAAAUCGUGGGCGGCUGUGAGCCGAUGGAUCCACCACGGCACCUAUCGAAUCGACGAGACAGAAAAGAGAGAUGCGACGCGGAUGGCGAGAGCCAGCCGUCUCAGAUAUUAUCAUGCACACAUGCAGUUACUACCAGAUGUAUGUAUGUAUGUCUAGAUGCUACUCACCCUGGAGUGCAUAUCUCCCCUGUUUUUCGUCCCUGUAAUUUGCACCGUGCAGGUGUGUGGUCGCCGGCCGGCCAUA